AUGAAAUCUGAACUUGGAUAUUCAACGUCCAGAAUCGAGAAGAUAGUUGCCUGGGCUGAGAAGAACAAUCUCGUUCGGACAUGUGAAUACGAUGAUGAGACGCUGGAGUACUGGGUGAACACAAGGACGCUGGGCACCAUGACGAAGGAGGACCUGGAGAUGAUGCAGCGGGAGAGAAAGUAUGAAGGUGAAGGCGGUGAUGACCUGCUUUUCAAGCCGGAGGUUCAUCUUGAUGGGUUUGAUUUCAGUGAUGAUGACCGGAUGAUCCACAAGGGCACUAAGAAUCUUGAGGGAGAUCACCACAAGAGUGUUGCAUCGCAAAUGAAGGAGUACUUGAAGCAGGUGCUCAAGAGUAAGAACUCACUUGAAAACUUCGUCGACAAGAUUAAGGCCGCGGUUUCUGGUGAUGCAAAGGCUGCAGGGGCCCUCGGCAAGAUGACUGGCCUUAUCAAGGACUUCGACACGCUGUAUGAAGAAAUGUCGGAGGCCAGGGCUGAAGGUAACACAUCAGGCUACACCCAAAAGAUGUCGAAGGCGACUUCCUUGGAAGCCGCUAACAAGCAGAUUCUGACGAGGGCACGCAAGGCCGCGAAUCAGAUGGCAUGUAUAGACCCUGUCACAAAGAUGGAUAUCUUUCCAUGGACUGAUUCUGAAGACGAUAUGACUGUGCAGAAUCACAGUGACAACGAUAUGGAUGUCUCUGGUGCUUCAUGGGCUUCUGCAAGCACAAGGGAGCCUCCUUCGCCAAACUCCCCCGAUUCGAGCUUUCACCUUGAUGAGAGAAUAAUCGCGGAAACUUCACUGGCUUCGAAAGUUCUACUACACUGCUUGCGGGUGGUCGAUGCUGUCAGAACAGAAAACGGUGGUGCUUCGUUGUGCGUCUUCAAGAUUGGCCUUACUUCCAACCCGGUUCAGCGCAGAGCUAGCUACCUCCAGCAGAACUUUCAGAACUUCGUCGUGAUACACAAAGUUUGGCGACCCGAACUGCUCGGCAUGCUAGAGAUGUUGGAAGCUGCUCUGAUUGCACAGUUUCACGACAAUGGGCGGUGUUGCCGAAACGUUCGGCUGGGUGGGGAGAGUAUGCGCACUAAAGAUUUUGUGCCAAGGUUCCCGCCACCUUACUAUGCAUACUGUGUCGCAGCAAAGGAUCUGGUCAUCGAUGCCCAGGCAGCAGUGAAGCGAGAUCCUUGCGAAGUGUUGGCCAAGAUUGCAAAGGUGCCACCAAGCAAUGCCGAUGCACCGCUGUUUGAAAUUCUACGCAAGAAUGGAUUGACUUUGCCUAUUGACUUUAGCUGGAGCAAAGCUGGGAAAGUUUUCAGGUAUCCUUUUCUGAGCCCCAGGGCCCAGCUUGAAGCUUUGAGUGAUGCGGGCUACUUCCAUCGGGUUUUGGGUCUGCCGGUUCACUUGGCAAGUGAGGGUCUUGAUCUAUUUUGGAACAAGUUUCGAGUCCUGCACCCCCGGCACAGCUUGUUCGAGAAUGCCAACAAUAUUGAUUUUCAGAGGCUCAUCCCUUACUACCUGCAUGGGGAUGGGGGCCGUGGCUUCAAGAAGGAGGCUAUCGAGAUAUUAUCCAUGUUUCCAGCUCUGGGGACAGGGUCGAGGAAGCAUUCUGUAGACCUCAGUUCAAAAAGGCCUGUGGAGAACGAAAUCGAGCUGGGCAUCAAUCUGCAAGGCAGCUCGGGGGCUACCAGGUUCCUGUUUACAGUUCUAAGCAGCUUAGUGGCCAAAACUGACAACACUAUCUUUGAUGAUAUCCUUGAACUAUGGAGUCAGCAACUGCAGCGGCUCCUAGAUGAUGGUUUUCAGGUGGGCGGGAGCACGUGGCGCAUCGCGAUUUUGGGCUUUACUGGAGAUUCUCCUUUCGUCAAAAAGGUUGCGAAGACCACCCGCUCGUUCCACAAUGUGCGAAAGCGGCACACUGCAAAGAAAAAGCAAACAGGCUGCUGUUGGCUUUGUCAUGCAGGUUACGACGACCCGGAGCAAGGAAUCUUUUAUCCCUUUGAACAUCUGGGUUUCAGUGAGCCGCUCUGGCUGCAAACCUGCAAGCUGAACAACCCCUUACCAUGGGAGGGGUCAGGCUCUCCACUUGUGCGGCGAAUGCCGCUGGACAAGGAUGACACGCCCGCUGCAUUUUACACGGCGGACUUCUUCCAUGUGUGGCAUGCUGGGGUCGGUUUGGACUUCUGUUCAUCCGCAAUGGUGUAUUGCUUUCGACUGUUUGAAAUGUCCUCGGUGGAAAAAAACAUAUCGGAGCUGAACGCAUCAUUGCAGGUUUUUCUGAAGAAGUCAAAGCAAAAAUUGGCGUGUGGUCGCGUGACCGAGGACCUCCUGGGCUAUAGUUCCACGCGAGAAUAUCCUGAAGGCAAGUGGUCAAAGAAUAUGGACACAGCCGUUUUCACCAAAUUCGUGAUUUGGUUGGUGGAACGUCCAGAGUUUGCGGCCAAACUUGCAGCAGAUGACAUUCUCAAAAUGAUCCUCGCGACUGCCAAGGCGAUCGGUGUGGUCAUCAGCACGGCUCUGAGGGCGGAGUACUACAUGGCGAGUGCGGACUGCCAGGAAGUGAUAAGGAAUGGGCAUGCAGUGCUGACUGGCUAUGGGCAGCUCGUUGUCACGUGCUACAGUGGACGUCUGUGCUUAUUCAAGCUUCGACCCAAGGUUCACUACUUGAAUCACAUAUUCCUCCGGGUUUGGGAAGAAUGGCGUGCUGCUGGAUUUGCGGUAAACCCGCUUGCGGAAGCCACGUUCAUGUCGGAGGACUUCGUGGGAAGGACGGCUCGCUUAUCCAGGCGUGUCUCAACAAGAGCCGUGGCAAUCAAAACACUUCAAAGGUACUUGCUCUUCAUGCAGACUGCCCUAAGCAAGGAUAGUUUUGCAAUGCUGGAUUUGUCAAUGCUGGACUGA
This is a messenger RNA of Symbiodinium sp. CCMP2592, 2901 nucleotides long. The record is from the annotation of a GenBank genome assembly. Lineage: Eukaryota; Dinophyceae; Suessiales; Symbiodiniaceae.